AUUCGAUCUCAUCCUACGUUGGAAUUGAAGCUACAUAUAUUAUAUAUAAUUCAUUUGUUCAUUAUCGAUCUUAUAAUAACCUCACUUCUCUCAUCAUCACAUUCACACAUCAUUUAUUUAUUUGGGAUUUGGUGUUGAAGAAUUGUGAGUAAUGGGAAAUAUCCCUACUUUGCCUAUUGAUACCACUUUCAAGCUUCCCUCCCCAUUACCCACUUGGCCAUCAGGUGGUGGCUUUGGGAGUGGUUAUAUUGAUCUAGGUGGACUACAAGUGUGCCAAAUUUCAAAUUUGAAGAAAAUAUGGAGGAGCUAUGAAGGAGGGCCUAACAAUGUUGGGGCAACCAUUUUUGAGCCUUCUUCAAUCCCAGAUGGAUUUUGCAUGCUGGGUUCUUAUGCCCAACCCAACAACCAACCCCUCUCCGGUUGGGUUCUCGUCGGAAAAGACAACAACGGCGAAAUCCUAAAGCCCCCAACCGAUUACACUCUUGUAUGGAGCAGUGACUCUUUGCCCAUCACCCAAUCCGGCCCUGCCUACGUUUGGCUACCAGUUCCACCGCAGGGUUACAGUGCCGUUGGCCAUGUCGUCACCACCUCGCUGGAAAAACCCUCCGGCGACAGAAUCCGGUGCGUGUUCUCCGCCUUCACCGACCCGUGUGAGGUUGAAGAUUGGGUCUGGGGACGAGGCACAUCAAAUAAUGACCCAAAUGGUUUCAAUCUUUACACUCUAAGGCCUAUCAAUAGAGGCACACAGGCAAAAGGUGUAAAGGUAGGAACAUUUCUUGGGAGUUUCAGUGGAAACGUGGGAACAUUUGCAUGUCUGAAAAACAACAAUGUAGCAUUCUCCUCGUCGGCCAUGCCAAACCUUAGCCAAAUCGAAGCGUUGUUUAGGGAAUAUUCUCCGAUUUUAUACCUGCACCCUCUAGAUACCUACCAUCCCUCCUCGGUAAACUGGUUUUUCUCCAAUGGUGCGUUAUUGUACACGAAAGGAGACGAGACUAAUCCUGUUCGUAUCGGGCCUGAUGGCUCCAACCUCCCACAGGGCGGCACGAAUGACGGUGUGUACUGGGUAAACCUCCCCGUCGACAACAACGAAAAGGAGAGGGUUAAGAGAGGAGACUUACAGAGCUCGGAGGUUUACUUGAACAUAAAACCCAUGUUUGGUGGGACUUUUACCGAUAUAGCAAUAUGGAUAUUCUACCCUUUCAACGGCCCAAGCACGGCCAAACUGGGGCAAAUAGAGAGAAUCCCACUGGGAAUGAUAGGCGAACACAUCGGAGAUUGGGAGCAUUUGACUCUCAGAAUAAGCAACUUCAAUGGGGUUCUGAACAAAGUCUACUUCUCGGAGCACAGUGGCGGGUCGUGGGUGGACGCGCCGAAUCUCGAGUUCAUCAAUGGCAGCAACAAGAGCGUGGCGUACUCGUCCUUAAAUGGGCACGCGAAUUAUUCGAAACCCGGGCUGGUUUUGCAGGGGAUUGGGGAUAUCGGAAUCAGGAACGACACGGCCAAGAGCGCGGCGGUUUUGGACACCGGACUGAGAUACUCCGUCGUGGCGGGGCUGCAGGGAAUAGUGGAGCCGCCGUGGGUGAAGUAUUGCAGGGAGUGGGGGCCUAAGAUUACGUAUAUAAGUGAGGAGGAUAUCAAGAGAGUGGAGAGCUUAUUGCCGGUGGAAUGGAGAGGUGUAUUUGAGACAUUGAUUCAUCUUUUACCAAAUGAGUUUUUUGGGGAAGAAGGGCCUACUGGUCCCAAUAUGAAAGCUAGUUGGAGUGGGGAUGAGAAGUAAGGAAAAUGGAAGUGGCAUUAGUGAAGUGAAAGAAAAGAAAAUGACCAAAAAAAAAUAUGUGGCUCACUUUUUCUGGUUUGGAUUAUGGAGUGUGCUAUAUAAGUUAAGAUAAUAAUUAAAUAAAUGGGAUUGAAGUAA
Molecule: messenger RNA, 1915 nt
Organism: Ipomoea nil (Japanese morning glory)
Lineage: Eukaryota; Viridiplantae; Streptophyta; Magnoliopsida; Solanales; Convolvulaceae
Exons: 3
Coding region: 152-1777 (541 amino acids)
Source: RefSeq, a predicted model, not a curated record